This is a messenger RNA of Cryphonectria parasitica EP155, 1119 nucleotides long. Its product is annotated as Clavaminate synthase-like protein. The record is from RefSeq and is a predicted model, not a curated record. Lineage: Eukaryota; Fungi; Ascomycota; Sordariomycetes; Diaporthales; Cryphonectriaceae. The coding region runs from base 1 to 1119 and encodes 372 amino acids. Gene Ontology annotation, molecular function: dioxygenase activity. The transcript has 6 exons.
AUGCCUGGAAGAAUCAUUGACACAUAUGAGCAGGUCCCAGUGACCAAGGAAGACUUGGACUGGGCGGAGCUCAUCACUCUCGAUCUCAGCAAGUUCGACCAGCCAGGCGGCAAGGAAGAGCUCGUUAAAGAGCUGGAUCACGCCGUCACAAAGGUCGGCUUCUUCUAUGUGAAAAACUUCAACAUCUCCCAGGAGGAAGUUGACAGGCAAUUCGCGCUCGGUCGAGAGUUCUACGCUCUCCCUUUGGAGGAGAAGCUCAAGUAUCACGAUGAAGAUGCCCUGGUUGGAGGCAACUACAAUGGAUAUCGCCCUGCUGGUACCAGAAUUCUCGGGAAUGGCAUCAAGGAUAACAUCCAGGUCUAUAACAUCCCCAAAUUCGAUGGCUACCAUCAACGACAGCAGCCCCCCGUGCUCGAAGACAAUAUCAAGGAGAUUGAGAGAUUUUCCCGUAAAUGCCACGAUGAGGUCGUCGUCAAGUUGUUGAAGCUGUUUGCUCUUCUUCUUGAGCUGCCUGAGGACCAGCUUGUCAAGGACCACCAGUAUGACCUCCAGGGCGAAGACCACCUGAGAUACAUGCACUAUGCCGCCAGAUCUCCCGAGGAGAACAAGCAGGUUGGCCAGAUGUAUACACCAGGCCACACUGAUCUCGGCUCCAUCACUCUUCUGUUCCGCCAACCAGUCUGCGGUCUCCAGAUCCUGAACAGCGAAGGGAACUGGAAGUGGGUUAAACCAAUGGACGGAACCAUCACCAUCAAUACCUGCGAUGCCUUGACGGCCUUGACGGGUGGACUCAUCAAGUCGAGUAUCCACCGCGUGCAUGCACCUCCUCAGGACCAAGCGCAGAUCGACCGUCUGGGUGUUUUGUACUUUGCGAGGCCCAACAACCAUGUCGUUCUGGAUCCGAUCAAGAACAGCCCUCUCCUGGAGCGUCUGGGCAAGACGUCAAAUGUCUUUACUGAGCUCGGACAGCACCUGACCACGGAAGAGUGGGUGAAGAUUCGCCAGCAGCAGCAGCAGAGGAAGAAGAAGGGAGCUCAGGUCUCUGCCGAUGGUAAAUAUGUGUAUCCCAAGGAAGAUCUUGAAAUUCUUCCUGGUCUUCAGGCCGAGAUCCAUAAUUGA